Cucurbitaria berberidis CBS 394.84 is the source of this 312-nucleotide messenger RNA. RefSeq lists its product as uncharacterized. NCBI's taxonomy places the organism in Eukaryota, Fungi, Ascomycota, Dothideomycetes, Pleosporales, Cucurbitariaceae. Bases 100 to 261 code for a protein of 53 amino acids. The transcript has a single exon. The record is from RefSeq and is a predicted model, not a curated record.
CCGCUCUCAUCAGAUCACACUUUGCGAUAUUUUGCUCGAACCUUAACGCAUGCCUUCUUUGUCCCCAACGCCAGUCACGUUCGUACUGAACAGCCGUCAAUGUUUCAGGACAUAAGAAUUAGCAAAAACAAAACAUACAACAGCGGGGAUUCGCCAGUGGUCACCCACCUGACUACUAAUCCGCCGGUAUCCUGCUUAAGUACCGCUGAGCGAACGGGAAGCGCUGAAUUCAGGAUCCUAUGGUCGUAUGUGAAGGUCUAGGCUUUUAGAAAGUAUAGAUACACCGUAGAAACACAAUGUGGUUGUCUGGGC